Messenger RNA from Pocillopora verrucosa, 1047 nucleotides. RefSeq names its product QRFP-like peptide receptor. Gene Ontology annotation, cellular component: membrane. Gene Ontology annotation, molecular function: G protein-coupled receptor activity. NCBI's taxonomy places the organism in Eukaryota, Metazoa, Cnidaria, Anthozoa, Scleractinia, Pocilloporidae. Gene Ontology annotation, biological process: G protein-coupled receptor signaling pathway. The record is from RefSeq and is a predicted model, not a curated record.
AUGGCGGUAAUGACGACUGGAACACAGUCCACGUCGAGCUGCUUCACCCUCUCAGUAGAAAGAAUUGGUUACACUUUUGCUUACUGUCUACUAUUUGCUGUUUUGCUGACUGGAAACACCUUGAUUGGAAUUGUUGUGUACAAAACCCGAAGUCUGAGAAAUCCCGUCAACUAUUUUAUUGCAAACAUCGCCAUAUCUGAUCUGCUGUUUCUUAUUUUCCUGAUUCCUCAGGUUUUAGUUCAGUUGAAUACCAACACCUGGCUGAUCGAUGGUCCUCUUGGCCAAGCAUUGUGUAAGCUGUCUGGUUAUUUAGUUGAUGUAUCAAGUGCUGUGUCAAUUCAGAGUCUCGUUUUAAUAGCAGUAGAUCGAUUUAGAGCUGUGGUAUAUCCCCUUCGUUCCACACUGAUUAGUUCAAAGCGCGGUCGGUUCUUCAUUCUCGCCACUUGGAUCAUCGCUAUGCUUGUCUUCCGCCCAUCCCUGUUUACUUGGAAAAUUGUGGAGCAUCCAGAGGGGCUGGCGUGUGUGAGGCGGUGGAAAGCGGCAGUUGGAGAGUCUUCGCUCAAAGAAACCUUUUCUGCCGCGAUGACUAUUUUAUAUCUGUAUUUUCCUUUGGUUUUUAUUGGCCUUCUGAACCUUAUUAUUUCUUUAAAAAUGAAAGCCAAUAAGAUUAUAGGCUUGCAAUCGGUAAACGUUAGAGAACAACGUUUAAAGAGAGAGAGAAAUGUUCUGAAGAUGUGCAUUGCGAUUGUGUUGGUGUUCGCAGUAUGUUGGGUGCCAUUUAGCAUCUGGUGGCUGUUGUUCCUGUGUUCUUCAGACAGAACAAUAUCAUCGUGUGGCUUUCAAUUCUUUGGGGUUAUUGCUGUAUUUGUGAGGCGAUCAAACUGUGCUGUCAAUCCUUACAUUUGUUUUAUUUUCAGUGGAAACUAUCGUCAAGGUCUUAAGUACCUUUUCAGUUGCUUCUCUGUUGGUCAAACGCUUAAUCAAAUUGCACCUUGGUUUGACUCCCAAGCUAUUACCUUAAAUUAUUCACGCCCACAAAGGGAUUAA